CGGACUCAAUCUCUCUUUUGACUCUAUAUAUGUGGGCACCUGAUAUCUAUGAGGGUUCACCCACCCCGGUGACAGCAUUCCUUUCUAUUGCGCCUAAAAUCUCUAUUUCUGCAAAUAUGUCACGUGUUUCUAUUGUUGCUUCCUAUGGGGGUACAUUACAACAAAUCUUCUUUUUCUGCAGCAUUGCUUCUAUGAUCUUAGGAGCACUGGCCGCCAUGGCCCAAACGAAAGUCAAAAGACCUCUAGCUCAUAGUUCGAUUGGACAUGUAGGUUAUAUUCGUGCUGGUUUCUCAUGUGGAACCAUAGAAGGAAUUCAAUCACUACUAAUUGGUAUAUUUAUUUAUGCAUCAAUGACGAUAGAUGCAUUCGCCAUAGUUCCAGCAUUACGGCAAACCCGUGUCAAAUAUAUAGCGGAUUUGGGCGCUCUAGCCAAAACGAAUCCUAUUUCGGCUAUGACCUUCUCCAUUACAAUGUUCUCAUACGCAGGAAUACCCCCGUUAGCCGGCUUUUGUAGCAAAUUCUAUUUGUUCUUCGCCGCUUUGGGUUGUGGGGCUUACUUCCUAGCCCCAGUGGGAGUAGUGACUAGCGUUAUAGGUCGUUGGGCGGCCGGAAGGUUGCCAUGAGUAAGGUUGGGAGACCGAAGGCAGUUUUCCGUGCACCGGACACGUAGCUUACCGAAUCAGUUGCAACACAGAUGGGAAUGCAUGCUACGAAAGACAGGGUCGAGUCUGAUACAUCAACCGUCGACUCCAUAUCCUUGUACGAGUCCACAAUCACUACACGAGAUGAACCUGGGUUUGGUGAAUGGAAGUUGGCCUUAGGUGUAAUAGGACUCCCAGUUACUGCGCGCGAUCGUAUACUGAGGUGCUCCCCGUCGGUUGUUGGAACGACGCGAGCCGGGCCGGGCU
Messenger RNA from Triticum aestivum (bread wheat), 908 nucleotides. RefSeq names its product NADH-ubiquinone oxidoreductase chain 2-like. The record is from RefSeq and is a predicted model, not a curated record. Bases 30 to 623 code for a protein of 197 amino acids. The transcript has a single exon. NCBI's taxonomy places the organism in Eukaryota, Viridiplantae, Streptophyta, Magnoliopsida, Poales, Poaceae.